AUGGCUAUAGGCAGAUCAAAGAAAAAGUUAAUGACCAAAGACAUGGAACAACACCGCGAGUAUAUGAAAAAAUACAGGACGCAAUCGUGCGAUUUAAAUAAGCAGGAGAUACAGUAUAAAGAUUAUUAUGAACUUCUGGGUAUCUCACGUGAUGCUCCACAUACGGAAAUCCGUAGAGCUUAUCGUAAGCUGGCACUCAAGUGCCAUCCAGAUAGAAAACCGAGCUCCGAGGCGCUAAGACGGUGGGAGGGCGUACCAGCGGCCUACGCAGUCUUGUCGAACCCAAACGACCGCAGCGAGUACGACGCCACGCUGCCAACGCGUGAUGCUUUAGUUGAGUUUUAUCGUACCUAUAAUCCGGCCAAGCUGGACAAUGUCACCAUUCAGACCAUUAUUGAUGGCUGGUAUGGUCGUGAGGUGGAACUUUUUGAGAUGCUCAAUGCCAAGUACGAGGUGGCACCACAUCAAGGACCUAUUAAUAGUGCCCAGUGUGCUGCUGUGACCUCGGUCUCGCGUGAAAAGGCGCAUACGAUUGCGAGGGAUAGCCAGACGUACAAAGCGAAGGAUGCUGGGAAUGCUGAGAUAACGUGGACAGGUACCAUUGGAUCUGCUCUCUGCUGCAAAGGCGUGCUCUCGCGCUUGUUCAGCUCUAUGUACUACGAGGUGAAUACCACCAGCCCGGGCUUCUUGAGGUCCCAUGACGCUUCAGACACUCCGGGUCAGACGAUCUCGAUGAAUUUGGAGUCCCCUGCGACCCCAUCCCAGUUGUCAGCGCCUGUAAGCCCAGAAUUGGAACCGCCAUUUGACAAAGAAAAUUUGGCAUCAGCUCUCGGCGGAUUGCCACCAAGUGGCGAUGGGAACUGCCGCACAAGGACAGGAGAUAUUUUACCGCAGGAUUUACGAACAGAACAGUCAAAUGUAGCAGACAAAGUUCGCGGCUGA
Messenger RNA from Peronospora farinosa, 942 nucleotides. Lineage: Eukaryota; Oomycota; Peronosporomycetes; Peronosporales; Peronosporaceae. The record is from the annotation of a GenBank genome assembly.